AUGGAUCCGCACCCUGCUGUUCUACCGCACUGGAUAACAACUGUGUCAGGGUGGUCUGCUUCUUUCGCUACGUUGGUCAUAGUUUGCUCAGUGUUUAUGCAUCUAAGGAACUACAGAAAGCCUUUUCAGCAGAGAUUGAUGAUUAGAAUUCAAUGGAUCAUUCCUCUCUUUGCCCUAUCAUGCUACUCCAUGCUUGCAAAUCCUACCAGUACGCUUAAUAAGUUUGUCAUUGAGCCCAUUCGUGAAAUCUACGAGGCAUUUGUUAUAUACACCUUCUUUUCUCUCUUGAUCAACAUGCUUGGCGGUGCUAAGAGCAUAAUUAUUAUGACCAGUGGGCGGCCCCCGGUUGCUCACCCUGGAUUUGUGCUGUACGUUUUACCUCCUCUAGACAUCUCGGAUCCUAGGACAUUUUUGAACAUAAAGCGUGGCAUCUUGCAGUAUGUUUGGCUCAAACCUAUAAUCUGCUUCGGGAUUUUACUUUCAGAGUGUGUGGGGAUAUAUGAUGUUAACGAUAUGAGUUUGAAGUCGCUUUACCUUUGGUUUACUAUAGUGUACAACUUCAGCGUUUCCCUCUCGCUAUAUUGCUUAGCAAUCUUCUGGAAAAUUCUCUGGAACGAUCUUAAGCCUUUCAAUCCUGUGGGAAAGUUUCUCUGUGUGAAACUUAUUAUUUUUGCUUCUUAUUGGCAGGGGGUUAUAUUGGCCAUUCUCAACUUCACAGGUAUUUUACCGGGUAACAGUUCGCCGGACGAAAGUGGUGCCCCAAACAUCGGAAUGUCGAUACAAAAUGCCUUGCUUUGUGUGGAGUUGGUGGCAUUCGCCAUAGGACAUUGGCUUUCUUUUUCUUACAGGCCUUUUACUAUAUCAAGGAUACCUAAUGGCAGGUUGGAGUUCUACUAUGCGUUCCGCGACAUGAUCGGGAUCAAAGAUCUCGUUAUUGACUUCCGUUUAACAUUUUACGGUGACUAUUACAAAGACUAUAAGCAGUUCAAUUCUGUCGAUGCGUCUAUCGCACAUCCAUCUUCCAAUGGCAGAAUGGGCAGGAUUAACCAGGGCCUCAGGUAUCAUGGUGAUGGGAAGCAGAAGCAUUGGCUUCCACAGUCUCAUAGUCUUGCGAUUCAAACUCCUAGUCAGCUGGGAAGUACCCCAAAGUCAAACAUCCAAAGCACCUCAGAGUUGUUUGCAUUUCCUGGAACAUCGUCAAAACAUGCGUCUCAUACACUGUACGCCGCGUCUAUAGGUCUGACUAACACGUCUACCCGAGGAGUGUACUCAGGAUCUCCCAAAGUUCAAACCUCGCCGCAAGAAUCUGCGAAAACUUCUGGAGAGAUUAGCUCUCUUCAUAUAAAGAAACUUUCUCUUGAUGAAGACUUUGAAAGUGUUGAGGAUACGAUAAGGAGCGCUAAUCCUGAUAUUGAUUAUGACUCUGAAUAUUUCGAUGAAGAUGAGCAACUCUAUCGCAUGGCGUCCUCAGUGAUAAACAACUACACUUUAGACCAAAUAGAAGUCAAAAAGUUGAUCAACUAUCCGAUUGAGGACGAGUUGAUCAUUGGCCAUGAGUAUGGCUUCAAAGUGAAGAAGCUCCGCGCCGAUAGAAAGCGACUUCAGCUGGGUUUCUCGUCAAAUAAAACACGCACGAAGUACGGCAGUGUGUGA
This is a messenger RNA of Metschnikowia bicuspidata var. bicuspidata NRRL YB-4993, 1653 nucleotides long. RefSeq lists its product as uncharacterized. Gene Ontology annotation, molecular function: transporter activity. The record is from RefSeq and is a predicted model, not a curated record. The transcript has a single exon. Bases 1 to 1653 code for a protein of 550 amino acids. Gene Ontology annotation, biological process: transport. Lineage: Eukaryota; Fungi; Ascomycota; Pichiomycetes; Serinales; Metschnikowiaceae.